Messenger RNA from Brassica napus (rape), 2223 nucleotides. RefSeq names its product meiosis-specific protein ASY2-like. The transcript has 4 exons. Bases 1 to 2223 code for a protein of 740 amino acids. The record is from RefSeq and is a predicted model, not a curated record. NCBI's taxonomy places the organism in Eukaryota, Viridiplantae, Streptophyta, Magnoliopsida, Brassicales, Brassicaceae.
AUGGUUAUGGCUGCUGAAAUUGAUGUCUCAUUGAGCGUUCGUGUCUUCGAGGAGUUGACGUCCGUCAGCUCGUUAGACGACGGGCUUCUGUUGAUAAAGAUGCGUCCCAGCUACAAUGUGAUAGGAAGGCAUCCUAACAAGAUGCCGGAUUGGCAGAGAUCUUAUUUCUUUGUUAAAUGUGAUGACUCUGCCUUCGAAGACCCGCCAGAUGACGACUACCGUGUCUUAUGGACCACUUUGCGUGCCGACCAUCCGACUUCUCGUGACUAUCCAGAAGACUUUCUUACAAGCGCUCGCGCCGUUGCGGGACUUGCUCAGGAGCAUUGGGAAAAUAUUUCUUGGGAGAGGGUUCACCGUUCGAUCGAUCGUAUUUCCAGGAAAGAUUGGAAUUCGAGUUAUCCUCUUUCUGCCAACAAGACUAAGAGGCGGAUCUCGCUAUUCACAAAGGAGGAGGAUAAGAGAAUCAACAAGGCAAGGAAAAUGAGAGGGCUUCCAGAUCUGAGUGCGAUGAUGACGGUCGAACUUAAUCUGCCGAGUGUCGAACUACCUGCACCUUCUAACGAGAUGGUGAUUGCCGGCACCACCGACGCGAGCCCUCAUCAUCAAGAUUCCUCGGCCGGCACCACUACUUUGGCUCUUAAGAAGAAAAAGGGGGAGAAGAGACCCCGUGACGACCUUCCUGUCAGCGUAGGUUCUGAAGCAGCUCCUGUUGAAGCUGAGAUUCCUAGUCAGGAGGAGACGGCUGAACCGUCAUCAAAAAAGAGGAAGGAAGGCAAUCAACAGCCUCAAGCUGCAGGGAUCGUGAGGCCGCGAGAGACUGAUGUCGCCAAUCCCGUGCAUCGGAGUGAAUCAGCUGGUGAGCCGGCUCUCAACUUAGCCUCAUUGGAUGAUCUUGAAGACGCCUCUCCCGGAGUUACGCUGCGGAAGAAGAAGAAAUCCAAAAAGACGGGUGAUCGAGAGAUGGUUGUUAGUGCCCUAGCUUCGUCGACCCCUGGAACAUCAGCCGUCGGUGCUUCGACUCGGAAGAAGACUCUGAGGGUCGAGUUUCCUGAUCACGUGUCGUUCGAGUACGAUGGUCCCACCCCGCUUAUUUAUGCUCCUUAUAAAUGUGCUGAGUUGGUCAGCCAGAUCAAAUGCGGGCCGAAGCCUCUUCCAUCCGUCUCUGAUUUGAUCUUUAAGGAUGAGUACGUCGACGCUGCUCGCACUAAAUUACUGGGCGACGGGAGCAUGAAUUUCGUUGUUGGAAAAUACGACACAGCCUUGAAGAAGACUCGCGAAGCUUUGAGAAAGUCGGAGAAAGCAGUGGCGGCUAAGCGUAAGCUUCUCCGCCAGAAGAAAGCGGAAUGGAGGGAGUUGGGGGUCAAAGCCGAAGAACAUAAGAAAGAGCUGGGUCGGCUUAGGGAUUCGCGUGUCUAUGAGGUUACGAAGGAGAGGAUGAGGGUUGAGACCGAGAUGAUCGCGAAAUCCAACAGGCACUUCGGAAAUCUGCGCGAAUGGUGGACUCGCCGCGCCCCUUUCGACACAGCACGGUUGCUUCAGAGCCAGGCGUUUGGAACUAAGAGAUGCCUUGAGGCUUUAAAGGCUGGUGGUCGUGACAUCCCUCAAGAUGUCAUUGAUACGUUCACGGCCCGCGAGAAGCAGUUCGAGGAAAAAGCCUCGAAACUUGAUCCCGGCGAGAUCCCGGAGAUUGACUUGACUCUUUCUCCACUUCAGCUUGAUUCUCAGUUCGUUGAUAUGCGAACUUUUGUGGGCCUUGACCCAUAUGGAUCCAACGCAGAGCUGGUUGAUCCGAGGACUGCUGUGGUUCUCCGAAGCCCCGCUAAUCUUCCCGGAGCCUCGAUCGCUCCAUCUCGUUCCGCAGGGGAAGGAUCGUCGAAAGCCGAUGCGCCGGCCCUCGCUUCUGAGGCUCUUGAUGAGGGAACGAAGUCCGUCGGGAAGGAUGUCUUUGAGAUCUCCGACUCUUCUGUUUCGAACCCAGAGGGUAAUCAGGGUGAAGGGUCGGAUAAAGAUGAUGGCGGUGAGGCGGUUAAUAAGGAGCAUAGUAAAGAGACGACUGGUUCCGAAGCUCACCCUCCCGAAAGUCAGCCGGAGGUUCGUGAAGGCGAGGCGACGAUUCGUGUUGAGGGCGUCGAUGCGGAGCGGUCGGUGCGUGCUGAUCCUUCGGAGCCGUCCCUUGGUGGUGGAACCGCUGCGCAGGAGCGGGCUGAAGACCCCGAGGAGUAA